Messenger RNA from Tribolium madens (black flour beetle), 2511 nucleotides. It is a transcript of the gene RanBPM, whose product is annotated as ran-binding protein 9. The record is from RefSeq and is a predicted model, not a curated record. The coding region runs from base 62 to 1825 and encodes 587 amino acids. Gene Ontology annotation, biological process: cytoskeleton organization; cell surface receptor signaling pathway. Gene Ontology annotation, molecular function: protein binding. The transcript is spliced from 9 exons. Gene Ontology annotation, cellular component: cytoplasm. Lineage: Eukaryota; Metazoa; Arthropoda; Insecta; Coleoptera; Tenebrionidae.
GGUGGCGCUGUCCGAGAAUGCGCAUUGUUGUUCCCCUACAGAAGGGAAAGGGAGUUUAGAAAUGGCCGCCGUGAGUAAUGGUCGGAGUGCGAUGGAUUCUCAAUUAGAAACGCAGAAGGUCGUGGUGGAUCGUUUAAAAAGACUAUAUCCGGCUGUAAACGAGGAAAAGUCGCCGUUGCCCCGCGCUUGGAGCCCCAAGGAAAAGUACAACUACAUCGGACUGUCCCAGAACAAUUUACGCGUUCAUUACAAAGGACACGGCAAAACCCACAGAGAUGCCGCGAGCGUCCAAGCGACGCAUCCCAUUCCUGCCGCUUGCGGCCUUUACUACUUCGAAGUGAAGAUUGUAAGCAAAGGUCGCGACGGCUACAUGGGCAUUGGUCUAUCAGCCCAAGGCGUGAACAUGAACCGAUUGCCAGGUAAUACAAGCUGGGACAAACAGUCGUAUGGUUAUCACGGCGACGACGGCCAUUCGUUCUGCUCGUCUGGCACCGGCCAGCCGUACGGACCGACCUUUACGACAGGAGACGUCAUCGGUUGCGGCGUCAACCUCAUCGAUAACACGUGCUUUUACACGAAAAACGGACACCACCUCGGUACCGCCUUCACAGAUUUGCCUCCGAAUUUGUACCCAACGGUAGGCCUUCAAACUCCUGGAGAAGUGGUUGAUGCGAACUUCGGUCAGGAACCAUUCGUUUUCGACAUCGAAGACAUGAUGAGGGAGUUGGGGACGAGGACUAGAAUGGAAAUUAACGAUUUUCUUGUACCAGAAAGUCACGGUGAAUGGCAGGCCAUACUAAACAAGAUGGUAUCAACUUAUCUCGUCCAUCAUGGUUAUUGCAAUACAGCAGAGGCCUUCGCCCACAUAACAGAACAACCUUUUAACGAAGACAUAGUAUCAAUUAAGAAUCGACAAAAAAUUCUAAAGUUAGUGUUAGCCGGUAGGAUGGGUGAAGCGAUUGAGCGAACUAGCCGGCUCUACCCCGGCCUGUUAGAGUCGAAUCAGAAUCUCUUAUUUAUGCUCAAAUGUCGUCAGUUUGUCGAAAUGGUAAACGGUUCAGACGUGGAGGUUUGUCAUCGAAAAAGUGGUUAUUCACCGUCGUAUUCGGUUUCGCCUAGAUCUAGUAGUCCAAUCCAAACUUCAGUUAUACAAUCGACUAAAAGUUAUAGCAAUAAAUCGAAACAAAGCGUUGAAGAAAUGAAUCAAAAUAACACGACGCCGACACAUAAUGGUAAUAGUUGUAGAGACGUUCCCGUAAUAUUCACAGACGACGGCGACGUCGAAAUGGACACCACCGAGGAGUUCCGAAACGGUCACGGAGACGCCUGCAAUGGCAAAUCAAAUAAUUCGACCAAUGGGUACCAAAAUGGUAAUAGCCAUAGUAAUAACGUCACACAGGAUGACGGUUGCUGUGAUAAUGAAGACGAAGAUAUGGAGGUUGAUGUGCCAGUUUGUCGGAAGUCAUGUUCAAAGCCGGCAGUCGAACGAAUUCUAGAGUUUGGUAGAGAAUUAUAUAGUAUGAGCCAACGAUUGACAGUAGAUAAAAAUUCUAGUGAGACAAAUCAAAAAAUGUUGGAAGAUGCAUUUAGUUUAUUAGCUUACUCAAAUCCAUGGGCGAGUCCUGUAGGUUGGCAAUUGCAGCCUUCGCAAAGAGAGUCGAUUUGUGCUUCCCUUAACUCAGCCAUUUUAGAAUCAAAUAAAAAGCCCCGAAAACCGCCUUUAGAAGUCGCAAUCGCGCACGCCCAUGAACUGGUAAAGCUGAUGUCCACGGCGGGACUCGGCUCGUGUGCCUUCGCCUCAUUAGUCGACAUCUUGGAUCAGUGACCUAUCUCGUCGCCCUUCUGCAUUAUAAUGCACUGACUGCCAUUCUCUUCAGAGAGACGAUCUAACUGGUUGCAUCAAUUUGUCCAAGAGGAACAGCUUACUUAUUUCCAAUAGUUAAACAGUUGCAGUUAUAAAUUAUUGCUAUUGGCAGAGAGGAUCGAUGCUCGGUUAUAGCAAACGAAUGGCGAUGUUUAUAAGUUUUAAUCACAAAAUUAACGUCACAAUAGAAAAACAUGGAUCACAUUUUAAAACCAAUAAAUUAUUGAUAAUUGUGUCGUUUUACUUCGCCACUUAUUGAACAGAGUUUAUUUCUUACUACAAUCGGUUAGAGAGGAAGUCGUGUAUUUUUUUUUUUUCUAGAUUUAUUUGUUUGUUAUUUGGUUUUAUGUCUUUGAUUGGCUAAUUUAAGGAAACCUUACAUUUUAUAUGUUUUUUGUUGUAGUUUUAUUAAUUUAACGUAAAUAAACAUAAAGACACUUAACAAAUAUCUUAAUCUGGAAUUCUAGAAGAUUUUUGUUUGUUAUUUUGGGCGUUACUAAGAAUAUAAUUUUGCCAAGAGACUACUUUCAAGGUGUUUUAUAAAAUUUUUGAAUGAGGUGUAGAUAUAAUGAGUAGUUUAGUUUAUUUGUAAAUAUGUUAUACAUAAUUAUGUUAUUACUCAAAUAAUAAACUAAUAUUUAAUUAUA